Nematolebias whitei (Rio pearlfish) is the source of this 2136-nucleotide messenger RNA. RefSeq names its product prostaglandin E synthase 2-like (gene ptgesl). The record is from RefSeq and is a predicted model, not a curated record. Lineage: Eukaryota; Metazoa; Chordata; Actinopteri; Cyprinodontiformes; Rivulidae. Bases 13 to 1167 code for a protein of 384 amino acids. Gene Ontology annotation, cellular component: mitochondrion. The transcript is spliced from 7 exons. Gene Ontology annotation, molecular function: prostaglandin-E synthase activity.
CGUAGAAUCAAGAUGGCAGCCGCCUGUGUCAGAUCACUUUGUAAGGUCGGCCAGUCUUUUCUGGAGGCUCCAUCCGUCUGUCGGUCCCGUACCGUCUCUCGUCUGCUGGGUAAUGUCAGCGGACAUGGGUCCAGAAGUGCUUACGGUACCAGCGGUCCGGGGUUCCGGUCCAAACUCAUUUCUUCUGUGCGGGCAGGAGGAGGCAGGGCGCUGGGCUGCGCCUUUCUGCUCGGCGGAGGUUUAGGUUUAUACCAAGCCUCGAAGCUCUCCGUGGAGCAGCACCUGGCUGAGGAGGACAGAGAUGUUUCAGGACAAGGUUUAAAGCUGACCAUGUACCAGUACAAAACAUGCCCGUUCUGCAGCAAAGUGCGAGCGUUUUUGGACUACCACGGGCUGCCGUAUGAGAUUGUGGAGGUGAAUCCGGUGAUGAGGCAGGAAAUCAAGUGGUCAUCGUACAGAAAAGUCCCCAUCCUGAUGGUGGGGGAAGAGCUGCAACUCAACGACUCGUCCGUCAUCAUCAGCGCCCUCAGGACCUUUAUGAUCAGCAAGGGGAAAAACAUGCCCGACAUCAUUCGCUGCUACCCAGAGCUGAAAUAUGUGAAUGAAAAGGGCAAGGAGGUGACGGAGUACAGCAACAAGUACUGGCUGAUGCUGAGCGAGGGUGAAAACAAUGUGAUUUACCCUGAGAAGGGAAUGCAGAAAGAGGAGAUGAAGUGGCGUCAGUGGGCUGAUGAUUGGCUUGUGCACCUAAUAUCUCCAAAUGUGUAUCGAACCACCGGUGAGGCCUUGGCCUCCUUUGAUUACAUCGUACGUGAGGGGAAGUUUGGUACCGUGGAAGCCUUCUUUGCCAAAUACGUAGGAGCUGCAGCUAUGUACGUCAUCUCAAAAAGACUGAAAAGCCGACACAACCUGCAGGACGACGUCAGGCAGGAUCUCUACAAGGCCGUCAACGACUGGGUGGCAGCUAUUGGCAAGAACAGGAAGUUCAUGGGUGGCGAUCAGCCCAACCUGGCAGACCUGGCUGUGUUCGGAGUCCUCAGAGUGAUGGAAGGCCUUCAGGCAUUUGACGACAUGAUGAAGAACACCAAAGUUAAAUACUGGUACACGCGAAUGGAGAGAGCAACACUCAACCACGAGGGUGGAUCACAAAGCCCUUCCAGUCUCUGAACCUCUAACGGACAGCGACCGAAACUGUAACAAACAGAACCAGAAGGUCUGAGAAGGAUCACCGCCAGUCUGACUGACUUCCAGAUGAGUUAAAAUGCGUCACCGUGUAGUGACAGCUGCAUUGUGGGAAAACUUUCAAAUCCGUUUAUCAGGUUGGCUGAUUUUAGUGACACCUACUGGUGAAGCUUGAGAACUGCAACUACACCCAUAAAUCACACCAGCUUCUCUGGGUCAGUUAGUUUUCAAAGUCUACAUAAAUAACUACAUCUAUUAAAUUACAUAGUUUUAUUUCUUAGCAUAAAAUAUUUGUGCAUUUAGAAGUAAUUUGAUCUUGUCCAGACUUCAAGAAGUAAAAAAAAAAAAACUUUUUUUCCCCACAAUAGAUGUAAAAUAAACUCUGCACCUUGUAGUUAUUUCUUGAUAAAAGCGAGUGUAAAUUUCACCAUUUUUAUAAUUAUUUAUCUAAUUUAAACUUUGAUUCAUCUUGUUCAAGGAUUUAAAAAAAAAAAAAACACAUUUGCUGUUUUAAAUGUUUUUCCCCCUCUCAAGUACAAACGUUGAAGGUUUAAGCUUCUAACAUAAAAAAUAAAAUGGUGGGUUGAUUUUUGGCCACGUGGAGCUUUAACACAGUCUUACCGAUUAUAAAACUGAAACUUUUGUUGACUGUUCAUUUUCUGUUUUUAAGCUCAUGUUCAGAAUUUCUUGUUUUGUUCGAGGUUCAUUUGAAGCGCUAAGUUUGCUCCAUCCAGCAGGGAAUAAACGGUUCAUGCAGUAGACCUUUUCUAGUUUCUGUGCUAGAACAUUUAGAUCAGUUUAUCUGUAUUUAUUUCAGAUGAGCCUUUCUUGUUCCCAACCGAUUCAGGAUCAGUUUAGCAAUAAAGCUGUUCCACAGUGCAAGAACUGUCAGAACACACGUCCCGUAAUAUGCAAUCUGUCUACUGCAUAUUAACUGAAUUACUGUAUUGAAAC